GGGAUAUAAUGGUAAAUUGGCCUAACUGGGCGCCAAGUAUAUAACAAAAUCGCUUCCAUUGCUGGAUGUGAAGUAAUCAAGAAAUUCAUUUUCAACCUCAAGUUAAAUUAAUGGCUGCCACGGCAGCGCAAUCCUCCGUUAUCCGAGCUCUCCUACCCCGCAAUGCGCCGGCGUCGAAAUCCUCUCCCGCCUCCCUCAACAGCCGGAGGAAUUUGCUCUUCCUGAUGACGGCGGUCCCGGCGUUGUCGAUGAAAGAAUCGGUCUCCAGAGCGCAGGACAUCCCGCUGUUUGGACUGAAGAGGAAGCUGAAGAAAGCGGAGGAGGAAGCCGAGCUGCUAGUCAAGGAAGGCUUCGAGACGGCGGAGAAGGGGCUCGAGACGGCGGAGAAAGGGCUCGUGACGGCGGAGAUAGGGAUCGAGGAAGCGGUGAGUUUCGGCGGACUCGCGCAGGCUGGCGCCGUCUUCGGAGCAGAGGCCGUCGCCGUUCUGGUGGCUACUUCCGUCGUCAGCGGGAUUUUGGGGCCGGAUGCCUGAAAAUCUUGAGAAAUUUUAAAUUGUUCCGAAAUCGAUUUUCUUAAUUAUGCUUUAAUUUCUGUAGAUCGCUUCCCUGUUUGGUUUGGACAAAUAAUGAAAAAGGAGGAGAAAUUCAUAAAUCUUCUAAGCCAAGAGCUAUCAGCCACACUCAUGGAAAAACACUUAUUUUUAAGUGGCGACAAGCCAAACACGCCUUAAUUCACUAGCGAUUGUUUGGCACAGAAUAAUAUCUGCAAUGGCUCAUGUAGCCUCGUCGAACUCCGUCCACACAUUCCGGCCGCAUUUCCCCACCGCCGAAUCCCCGCCGGUGCCGUUUACCAGAGCCACUUUCCCUUUCCAUGAGAAACCCCGGAGGCAAUUCCCGGUCGUAGCAUGCGAAACCAAAUCCAACUCCUCGACUGAGAACUCCACCGUUAAGGAAAAACAGGCUGCUGAUUCAGUGACGAACGACGCCGGCGAGGCGACGAGUUCGUCUUCCGAUUCUUCUGGUCUCCCCGAAUUCCCGACUAGGAAUCUGAAUAGAAGGAUAGCAGUUGGUUCGGGGCUCUUCGGAGUUGGGCUUUUCGUUUUAGGGCGGCUGGAUUUUGGGGUUUCCCUGAAAGAUUUAUCCGCCGUUGCAUUGCCUUAUGAAGAGGCUCUCUCAAAUGGGAAGCCGACGGUGGUGGAGUUCUAUGCAGAUUGGUGCCAGGUUUGCAGAGAGUUAGCCCCAGAUGUGUACAAAGUCGAGCAGCAGUACAAGGGGCAAGUGAAUUUUGUGAUGCUGAAUGUGGACAACACGAAGUGGGAGCAAGAGCUGGAUGAGUUUGGAGUUGAAGGGAUCCCACAUUUCGCAUUCCUCGACCGAGAUGGAAAUGAAGAAGGCAACGUAGUUGGGAGGCUGCCGAGGCGGUACCUUAUGGAGAAUGUCGAGGUGCUCGCUAAAGGGGAGGCGACCGUGCUUCAUGCUCGUGUGGUCGGGCAGUUCUCUCGAAGGCAGAAUCAAGGAAAGUUCGCCCCAUUAGCGAUCCUAGAACCCAUGGUUGAUUGAAAAUGCAGUUGCUGCUGCAUCUUUCAUUUGAAAAGAGAAGUUUGGUAAUUAACACUUUUGUUAACUUCAUGUAUGCUGAAAGCCAUCUACUACUUUGAAUGGUGCCUACCCACUUGUGAAUUUGAUAGUUAAUUUAACUUGCAGUUUAUGCAGAGAACUCCUGUUUGAUAGCUUAUCUAUGGUUAUUGCUGAGUUUCCUUCUUUUAGGAAGAACAUAAUCAAGGUCAAUAGAUUCCAGUUUUGCUGUUUUAUGCAACGUAUAGAUGAUUCUCGUUGAAUGUUUGGAUUCAUCUAAACAGGAUAUUUCAUUGCGGAUAGGGAAGGAGAACAAGAACAGCAGAAAGAACUUCAUCUUAUGCUUGCAAUUACAGUAAUGUAUACCAGAAAUUGGGUAGGGAAGGGGGCCAUAUUGACUGGAAGUGAAGGGGGGAAACCGUACUAGACAUCAGUUAUCUGCAACGGUAUAACUAUCUAUCUAUAUAUAUAUUGAGGAUCUACCAUGAAACUACAUAAUAUAUACCUCAAUUGUAUUCACAGGAGAAUGGGAUAUAUAUGAUGAACAACAAGCACUCCUGCCUUCACUGAGCAUUACCCAAUAAGCUGUUCGAUGAAGGCGAGCUCUGCUCACUGAACCAAGGAUCCUGCACCGAAACAGGGGAGCUAUCUUUCACUCCUUCCUCCAGUGAACUCAAAUACUCCACCUGGUUCCUCUCCGGAACAAACAGCCUCUUGCUCUCGAUGCUAGCCUUCUUGGUGGCCAGCGACUUCUCGCUUCUACCAUCGUCCUCGUCGUCCCCUGAUGAAGUCGAGGAACGCCCUGGCGAUCCAAGGUACACGUCGGGAACGAUCCAAGCGCUGAGCCUGAUGUUCUCCAGCUCCUGAGCCACCUCGGUCAUCGAAGGCCUCAUGUCGCGAUGAAAUGCCAGACACCUGAACGCAAGCUCGGCAACAUUAUGAAUCGACGACAGCGUCCACGCGUCCCUGUGCGGCUCGAGGUAAGGGUCAAUGAUGUCAUCCACCCCGCCUCUGCCAAUCCUGUCUAUGGCAAGGGCUGCCAAGUUGACCUCGCUGUGAGGUCGCGAAAAGUCGACCACCUUCAGCCCUGUGAUGAUCUCCACCAGCACGACUCCGAAGCUGUACACAUCGCUCUUGUCUGAGAGAUGGAAGUACUGAUGAUACUGUGGAUCCAGAUAACCCGGCGUCCCCUGUGGAGCCGUCGAAACGUGGGAAUUCUCCGUCAGACCGAGCCUAGACAGCCCGAAAUCGGCCACUUUCGACUUGAAGUUGUAGUCGAGCAGUAUGUUGCUGGAUUUGAUGUCCCUGUGGUAGAUAGGCGGGUUGACUGCAGAAUGUAGAUAGGCAAUGGCGUUAGCCGUUUCGGUGGCAACCGCCAGUCGAAUCGGCCAUGGAAGCCCCUUCCCUCUCUCCCUCUGCAAAUGCUGACAGAGGGUUCCGUUCGGCAUGAACUCGUAGACCAGAAUCUGCUCCCCUGACUCGAUGCAGCAGCCGAGGAGGCGGACGAGGUUCGGGUGGCUGACCGACGAGAGGAGCUUGAUCUCGUUCAUCACUUGGUCGAUGCUGUCGGUGUCCCUGUGUCGGAUUUUCUUGAUCGCCACGCACUCGUCGUUGUGGAGCUUGCCGGAGUAGACGGUGCCGUAUGCGCCGGUGCCGAGGCGCUGCUUGUCGGAGAACCCGUUGGUGGCUCGCUCGAUGUCUUUGUAAGCGUAGAAGGGGACGCUGGAGUUGCCGGCGGCUUCGGAGACGAGGCGCUUGGCGCUCUGACGGUGUCGGAGGAAGGUGGAGCGCCGGCGUAGGCAGUAGCAGAGGAAGGCUACCGCUGCCAUUAGUGCAGCUCCGGCGACUAGGCCUCCGACGAGAACGCCGACUCUUGUGGUUCCUCCACAUUCGCCGGACAUGUACUUCGAUGGGUUGCAGUUGGAAGCUUUCCGGCAACCACCGCGGCCAAACCCGUCGCCGACGAGUCCUUCCCGACACCGGCACCGGAACCCCGACUUACUUCCCUCGCCGCCGCCGAGGCUCACAUCCCGGCAGUCGGCGAGCCGGGAGCAGGAACCGGUCCGGUUCUCCGCACAGCUCCCGUCGAGCCACCACUCCAGCUGGGCUCGCUGGAGCUCCAGCGACACCACCGGGUCCUCGGAACCCGACCCGAGCGCCACCGCCGUGAACGCGAACUUGCACCGGGUCGCGCUCACGUCGCCGUAGCUCAGCACCGCCGCGCCCGUGUUCUCCGCCGAGUAGCAGGUCACGUUGUCGCUCCUCGAAUCGCACCCGCCGCUGACGUUCAGCUGGUUCUGGAUCGAGCUCGUCGGGAUCACGCACCCGCCGCCGCCCGUCCGUCCGCCGCUGACGCCGCUGCAGUUCUGGAGGAGCAGGCUGGUCCGCCAGGCGGGUGCGAAAUUGGAACCGAAGAGGGAUGAUAGAGAAUCGAGCGGCCGGUUGCAUUUCGCCGGGACGGCGACGAUUACUCCGUCGGGGGUGAUGUUCUGGACCCGAAACUCCCCGAUUCGGAUCUCCCCGGCGGAGCAAUUGAGCUGAAUCGGGCAGCCCGAUGAGAACCCGAACGGAUACGGGACCCGUCCUCCGCCGCCGCCGCCGCCGCAUACCUGUUCGCAAUUUUUAACCUCUGCUGACCUAAUUGGCUGGAGGAGAUUGAGAAUCCAAAUGGUACCCAGUAUCAGUACAGGCCAAAUACGCGAAACCAUCAUCUCUUCGGAGGAUCUUUCGAUUUACCCAGAAGCUGAAUGAAUCAUUGACCUGGUGAAAAACAGAGGGGGAAAAUUGGUGUGAGAAUCUUGGAACAGAGGGCUUAUUAAAUUGGGUUUCCAGGCCUGGUGCCGUUGGGAAGCCAUCUGAAGAAGAAGAAAAUAAAAGUCAAUUAAUGCUUCAUGGAAAAGGAACCGAGAAGGAGGGUGGAGAGAGCUUCAUUAAUGGUGUGAAAGUGAAUGACCCUCUGUUUCUCGCUUCAUCUUUCAUUUUUCUCAUCCAAUUUCUUAUUUCCACUUUUCCUUACCAACCAAACAGGAAAAUACAGAGCCGAAAGUAUUAAUGAGCUGUAGAGAGAGAGAUAGAGAAAGCAGUGGUACCUCUUACGACUAAGCUGGUCUCUGGACCGAUUUCUCAUUCGGUUGG
Messenger RNA from Linum tenue, 4710 nucleotides. NCBI's taxonomy places the organism in Eukaryota, Viridiplantae, Streptophyta, Magnoliopsida, Malpighiales, Linaceae. The record is from the annotation of a GenBank genome assembly.